Solanum verrucosum is the source of this 1578-nucleotide messenger RNA. Its product is annotated as AAA-ATPase At3g28510-like. The transcript has a single exon. Gene Ontology annotation, molecular function: ATP hydrolysis activity; ATP binding. The record is from RefSeq and is a predicted model, not a curated record. Bases 13 to 1548 code for a protein of 511 amino acids. NCBI's taxonomy places the organism in Eukaryota, Viridiplantae, Streptophyta, Magnoliopsida, Solanales, Solanaceae.
GAAAAAAACACCAUGACAACAUCAUUGACUGAAUUAGGGUCCAAGUUUGCUGGACUGAUGUUAAUAUGGGGCAUAAUUCAGCAAUACUUUCCCCCUGCACUCAGCAAGCGCUUCGAUUACUUAUGGCGCAGAGUAGAAAAUCACUUCUACCCUUACGUACAAAUUACCAUUGAUGAAUUUUCAAAUGGUAAAAGAAAUGAAAUCUACAGUCAUAUCAACUCUUAUUUAGGUACUAAGUCCAUAAAAAAGGAUGCUAAGUUGCUCAAAGUUGAAAAGUCUAAGAACAGCAAGUCUUUUGCUGUUAGCUUGGAUGAAGGAGAAGAAAUUACUGAUGAAUUUCAAGGUGCAAAAUUCAGUUGGCGCAAUUACUCUGUAAAAUUGUCCGAUGAUUUUUCAGGCCACCGGUCUAGCCGGUCUAAUUCCGUUCCAAUGGAAAAGAAAAGUUACAGAUUAACUUUCAAUCAACGAGACAGAGAAAUUGUUACCGGAAAAUACUUGAACCAUAUCACGGAAGAAGGCAAGGCGAUUCAGUUCCUAAACAGGAAACAAAAGAUUUACUCAAACAAUUGUAGUAAUGAUUGGUAUUGGUAUGGUAAAGGUAUGUGGAGAGACAUAAAUUUUGAGCACCCUGCAACAUUUGAUACUCUGGCUAUGGACCCUAAGAAGAAAGCGGAAAUAAUCAACGAUCUCAUUGCGUUCAGCAAGGGGAAGGAUUAUUAUUCUAAAGUUGGAAAGGCGUGGAAGCGCGGUUAUCUUCUUUAUGGUCCACCAGGAACUGGAAAAUCAACAAUGAUUGCAGCUAUUGCGAAUUACUUGAAUUAUGAUAUUUAUGAUCUUGAGCUAACCUCUGUUAAGGAUAACUCUGGGCUUAAAAAACUGCUCAUGGAAACAACGAGCAAGUCCAUCAUUGUCAUCGAAGAUAUCGAUUGUUCUAUCGAUCUCACUGGCAAGAGAAAGAAGAAAAAGAAAAAGGAAAAUGAAACAACUAGUGAAGAUCAGGAAGAAGAUUCGGACUCCUCCUCUACAGAAAAAGAAAAAGAAAGUACGGAAAACAAGGAAACAGGCAAACUCACACUUUCCGGGCUGUUGAAUUUCAUUGACGGAAUAUGGUCAGCUUGUGGUCAAGAGAGAAUUAUUAUAUUUACGACAAAUCACAAGGAAAAACUUGAUCCAGCUCUAAUACGACGAGGACGUAUGGAUAUGCACAUUGAGAUGUCUUAUUGCAGAUAUGAAGCAUUCAAAGUGUUGGCUAAGAAUUACUUGAAUUUGGAAACACACACUUUGUUUCAACAGAUUCAAGGUUUACUCGAGGAAGUAGAUAUGAGUCCUUGUGAUGUGGCUGAGCACUUGAUGCUUAAGAAUGCUUCUGGAGGGCCUCAAAUUUGCUUGGAUAACUUAAUUCAAGCUUUGAUAGAGGCCAAGAAGAAGAAGGCAAAUAAAGAUUCAAAAGAAUCCAAGGAAAAAGCCAAGCAGAAUUCCAUGAAAAUUAAGAAGUUCUCAGCAAAAUUUCUCAGAAGUUUUGGCAGCGUACAAAAGUUGCUCAAAUGAUAUCUUUUAACUUCAAUUGCCCCAUCAUUU